GUGCCGCCCCGCCGCUUCCCUCCCGUCCGCCGGGCUGCCGGAGCGCCGUGGAGCCGCCCGCCGCCAUGUCCAACAUGGAGAAACAUCUGUUUAAUUUGAAGUUUGCUGCAAAGGAACUCAACAGGAACUCAAAAAAAUGCGACAAAGAAGAAAAGGCUGAGAAAGCUAAAAUUAAAAAGGCAAUUCAGAAGGGUAACAUGGAAGUCGCACGGAUACAUGCAGAAAAUGCUAUCCGACAGAAGAAUCAAGCCAUCAAUUUCUUGCGCAUGAGUGCCAGGGUAGAUGCUGUAGCAGCAAGAGUUCAGACUGCAGUGACAAUGGGCAAGGUAACAAAGUCAAUGGCAGGGGUAGUUAAGUCUAUGGAUGCCACACUGAAGAGCAUGAACUUGGAAAAGAUAUCUGCACUAAUGGAUAAAUUUGAGCAUCAAUUUGAAACACUAGAUGUUCAGACACAACAGAUGGAAGACACAAUGAGCAACACUACUACACUAACAACGCCACAGAACCAAGUCGAUAUGCUUCUACAGGAAAUGGCAGAUGAAGCAGGUCUUGAUCUGAACAUGGAACUACCUCAAGGACAGACAGGUUCUGUUGGUACAAGCGUUGCCUCAGCAGAACAGGAUGAGCUGUCACAGAGACUGGCCCGCCUACGUGAUCAAGUUUAAGUCAAACAAAGCUGCAGUUCUUUGUAUAUGCUUUCAAAACACCCUUUCUGUAGCUGUUCUUUCACUACACAAAAGAGGUGUAUACAGUAUGGCUUAGAUAUUUGAAUACUUGUAAUAUAGGGUUCUUCACUCCUAGCUUGCUACUGUUUCUAAAAUUCAUUAAGUAACCCAAAUAUAUCAGCUCUUUAAUGUCCUUUCCUGUACAUUUUGAAGUUGAUAUAUUUUUGCAAGCUUUUUUCACAAAAGCAAGUUGAUGUUUUAAGCCAGCUGGUAUUGUUGGUACAUUUUAGCUAAAGGAAAAGCAGGGUGUCAUUGAUAAAUAUUCUAAAUUAUGAAGUGAUUUUUUAUUUUUUUUUUAAUUAUGAGAACUGCUUAUGGUUGGAGAACUGAUGUAUUCAAUUCAGAUGAUAGUUGUUGUUAACUUUCUUACACAGCCAAACUCCUGGAACAUGCAAAGGUGGACAGUGUGGAGUUCAUGGAAAAUAUGCUUGUUAAAUCAAAUACUUUGAGGUUUUUAGUUAUUUAAAGCUAGGGUAAUUGUGCUGAAAUUAAUGGUUUAGUUAAAAAAUUAAUUAUAAAAGCUGUUUUCAUAUAAUUGGGAACUUGUACAGUGUCAUCACUUCAGUACAGGAGGAAUAAAAUAUAUUUUUCAA
Messenger RNA from Pezoporus occidentalis (night parrot), 1318 nucleotides. RefSeq names its product charged multivesicular body protein 1B (gene CHMP1B). Gene Ontology annotation, biological process: late endosome to vacuole transport; endosome transport via multivesicular body sorting pathway; protein transport. Gene Ontology annotation, cellular component: ESCRT III complex; multivesicular body. Bases 66 to 665 code for a protein of 199 amino acids. The record is from RefSeq and is a predicted model, not a curated record. The transcript has 8 exons. Lineage: Eukaryota; Metazoa; Chordata; Aves; Psittaciformes; Psittacidae.